Messenger RNA from Nanorana parkeri, 1484 nucleotides. It is a transcript of the gene KLF12, whose product is annotated as Kruppel like factor 12. Bases 22 to 1203 code for a protein of 393 amino acids. Gene Ontology annotation, molecular function: DNA-binding transcription factor activity, RNA polymerase II-specific; RNA polymerase II cis-regulatory region sequence-specific DNA binding. The record is from RefSeq and is a predicted model, not a curated record. Gene Ontology annotation, biological process: regulation of transcription by RNA polymerase II. The transcript has 6 exons. NCBI's taxonomy places the organism in Eukaryota, Metazoa, Chordata, Amphibia, Anura, Dicroglossidae.
UGUGUGUGUGUGAGUGUGUGUAUGUGUGAGAAAGGCACAGACAGGGGAUUCUCUAUAAGGCACACGAAACCCUUUCCUACUGCUCUGCAGCUUCUACUCAGAACAGAAGUCUCUGAAAGCAGAAUGUUAAUGCUGGACGGGAUGCCGGCAGCCAGAGUCAAGACAGAGUUACUGGAAUCUGAGCAAGUGUCUCCAAAAGUCCAGCGCUACCCAGAUAUGGAAGCUGUACCCCUGCUUCUCAACAAUGUGAAGGCUGAGCCCCCAGAGGACUUGUUAGCCACAGACCAUUUCCAAACACAGACGGAGCCAGUGGACUUGUCAAUAAACAAGGCUAGGUCCUCACCUAGAGGUGUAUCUUCUUCUCCACUCUCCAUUGCAACUUCUGCAGCUUCACCUUCAAAUUCUUCAUCUUCCUCCAGCUGUCCUGUUUCAUCUCCAUCUGUGAUAACUUCGGUACCAUCAACAGCAUCAGUGCCAACAGUAUUAACUCCAGGGCCGCUUGUGGCAUCAGCAUCUGGAGUCGGUGGGCAGCAGUUUUUGCACAUUAUUCACCCCGUCCCACCUUCAAGUCCUUUGAAUCUUCAAUCUAGUAAACUGAGUCAUGUUCACCGUAUACCAGUUGUUGUGCAGUCAGUUCCUGUUGUUUACACUGCUGUGAGAUCACCAGGGAGUAUGAAUUCUACUAUAGUAGUACCUCUGUUAGAAGAUGGUAGAAGUCAUCUUAAAGCACAUAUGGAUCCCCGGGGAUUGUCUCCUAGACAGAUAAAAAGUGAUAGUGAUGAUGACGACCUGCCAAAUGUGACUUUAGAUAGUGUCAAUGAAACUGGGUCUACCGCUCUUUCCAUAGCACGGGCAGUACAAGACUCAGUUUCACCAUUCAGCAUUGAAAGCACAAGACGCCAACGCAGGUCAGAAUCUCCAGACUCCAGAAGAAGACGGAUACACCGGUGUGAUUUUGAAGGUUGUAACAAAGUCUACACAAAGAGUUCCCACCUGAAAGCACAUAGAAGAACUCAUACAGGAGAAAAACCGUACAUGUGUACUUGGGAAGGGUGCACCUGGAAGUUUGCACGCUCUGAUGAACUAACACGGCAUUACCGCAAACAUACAGGAGUGAAGCCAUUUAAAUGUGCAGACUGUGACCGCAGCUUUUCCCGCUCAGAUCACUUAGCGUUACACCGUCGGAGGCACAUGCUGGUCUGAGUUGACCAACCAUCCAGGCAGUUAGAAAAGCUGGCUCUUUUUUUGCUAUAUGUGUUCAGCGGGUCUGAACUCCACCCACAGUGUUAGAUAAGCAAGAAAAUUACAUGAGAUCCAAAGUGAAGGAAUUUAACAAGAAGCUUCUUGAGUUGCUGAAGAGUCCAUUUAAAACUUGGGUUAUCCAGUCCAUGUCCAUACCUCGGAUCUGAAGACUUUCACAUGGAGGAUGAAGGCACUUUUUAUUGGCCUCAACCAGAAUCAUUUUAAAUAGGUCCUAUUGUAUA